This is a messenger RNA of Chlorella variabilis, 1388 nucleotides long. RefSeq lists its product as hypothetical. Gene Ontology annotation, cellular component: nuclear chromosome. Gene Ontology annotation, molecular function: ATP binding; DNA binding; DNA topoisomerase type II (double strand cut, ATP-hydrolyzing) activity. Gene Ontology annotation, biological process: meiotic DNA double-strand break processing; meiotic DNA double-strand break formation; reciprocal meiotic recombination. The transcript is spliced from 12 exons. Bases 48 to 1298 code for a protein of 416 amino acids. The record is from RefSeq and is a predicted model, not a curated record. NCBI's taxonomy places the organism in Eukaryota, Viridiplantae, Chlorophyta, Trebouxiophyceae, Chlorellales, Chlorellaceae.
AGCUGUUAGCACAGCAGCAGUAGGGAAUGGCGUAGAGGCUGAGGCCGAUGAGCGGGAAGGUGGCUGGCAAGAAAAAAGCUGGAACGGAGCUGACUGCUUUGAAUAAGAAGAAGUUGAAGAGCGUCGAUGAGAUCCUGGGCAAGGUCAAAUGGCUGGCGGAGCGCGUCAAGGGGGAGCCGGAAGUGCAGAAGACGCUCGCCGAGCUGAACCUGCCGCACGCAUGCCGCGAGGUGGUCGACAAGGAUGCGGGCGCUGUGCUGGAUGAGAUAGAGACGGCCAUCCUGUUUGUGGCGGCCUCUGUGCUGCGGGGAGAGGGCUUCACCUACACGCUGCCCAGCCGCUCCAAGGCCAACCAGCUGUAUGUGCCAGAGCUGGACCGAAUAGUGCUGAAGGACUCGCAGUCACACCGUGCCUUUGCUAACACAUCCACCUGCCGCAAGGCGGUCAUCACCACCCGCAUCCUGCAGCUGGUGCACGAGCUGUGCACCAAGCGGAUACACGUCACCAAGCGUGACCUCUUCUACACAGAUGUGAAGCUGUUUGAGGACCAGUCCAACUCAGAUGCCAUCCUGGAUGACUUGGCGUGCAUGCUGGGCUGCACGCGCUCCAGCCUACAUGUGGUGGCGUCGGAGAAGGGUGUGGUGGUGGGGCGGCUGACGUUCCGGGAGGAUGGGGACCCCAUAGACUGCCGCCGCAUGGGCGUGGGCGGCAAGGCCAUCCCGCCAAACAUAGACAAGGUGGACGCCAUCACCAGCGACGCGAUGUUCAUCCUGCUGGUGGAGAAGGAUGCGGCGUUCAUGCGCCUGGCGGAGGACCGCUUCUACAACACAUACCCCUGCAUCAUCAUCACAGCAAAGGGCCAGCCAGACGUAGCCACGAGGCUGUUCCUGCGCAAGCUGAAGCAGGUGCUGCGCAUCCCGGUGCUGGCGCUGGUGGACAGCGACCCAUACGGGCUGAAGAUCCUGUCGGUUUACAUGAAGGGCUCCAUGAACAUGUCCUACGACUCCUCCAACCUCACCACCCCAGACAUCAAGUGGCUGGGCGUGCGCCCCUCCGACCUGGACCGCUUCUCCAUCCCGCAGCAGUGCCGCCUGCCCAUGACGGAUGAGGACAUCAAGACGGGGAAGAAGCUGCUGGAGGAGGACUUUGUGAAGGCCAACCCGGAGUGGGUCAAGGAGCUGGAGAUCAUGGUCACCACCAAGGUCAAGGCGGAGAUUCAGGCGCUCAGCAGCUUUGGCUUCCAGUAUCUGAGCCAGCAAUACCUGCCGCUCAAGCUGCAGGAGGGGGACUGGAUCUGAGGAGGCAGCCUGGGGCCAGUGUGCCCGGCGCUGGCAGGCACAACUGCGACAUCGUCCCGUCCCGACGCAUGUGACUCCUCGCCAAGCGCC